Molecule: messenger RNA, 1242 nt
Organism: Aspergillus steynii IBT 23096
Lineage: Eukaryota; Fungi; Ascomycota; Eurotiomycetes; Eurotiales; Aspergillaceae
Product: phosphatidate phosphatase App1 family protein
Exons: 2
Coding region: 1-1242 (413 amino acids)
Cellular component (GO): actin cortical patch
Molecular function (GO): phosphatidate phosphatase activity
Source: RefSeq, a predicted model, not a curated record
AUGGACGGCUGUACAGCGGUUGUUGAGAGGGCGGGUUCGUCCACUUCACGAAACAAAGAUUCCCAAGUAAUCAAGAAGCUUGAACGACUCGGAGGCCGGCCGUGGAAGCGAGAAUGGCACAUGCUCAAUCUCCUCACUUCCUUCCUAUGGAAACAACCGUCAAUGCAAGCAGCCGACGUCCAUCAACACACAGUGUGGUUAUUCGACAACACCGCUUACCAGCGUGUCACUCCCAAACCCGCCGGACAAAGACGAUGGCAUGCCGAAGUUGUCGCUUGUAUAUUCGAGAAGGAUAGCCGCAAAGAUAUCAGCAAAAUCGUUGCAACGAUCGCAGAUCUGAUUGGUCUUGACGGAGAAGUAGGUACCGAGAGGGAAACGCGCCAUCGGAUGGCCGAACGACUGCGGCCAUUCUUGCAUCAUGUUGCGUCGUCACACUUGAUGAUGCUUGAAACCCCUCUGCCAAACAACACUGCGCUCAUUCGACAGAUCGGGCCUACGGAUGGCAGUGGCAUUACCAGUCAAGUAGUGACUCUAAGCAACAAACACAUCGCCGAUGGGUCCUCGCUACCAUCAUAUCUCCGAGGCUGGGGAGGCAACGUGUCCAUGAACACUGUCUUCGCAGGACCGGAAGGCUGGCUCGUCAUAUCCGACAUCGACGACACGAUCAAAUACACGAAAACUUCCGAGUCGACCGGGAUUCUUCGCACGACCUUUGCAGAGGAGCCAAUGCCCAUCGCGGGAAUGCCUGAACUUUAUUCCCGUAUCCACAGGGAGCUCGCACCAGCAUGGUUCUACCUAUCAGCGUCUCCUUACAACCUGUACCCCUUUCUACGGGGGUUUAUCCAUGAUCACUUCAGACCUGGCACGCUGAUCCUUCGGGAUUCGUCAUGGAUGGAUGUCAGUGAGUUGGUCAAAUCCUUCACCGUCAACACCAUGGAAUACAAGAUGGACCGGAUCAAAAAGAUCCGACGCUGGUUCCCUCAGCGCCAGGUCCUUUGCAUUGGCGACUCGACCCAGAAAGAUCCCGAGGCCUACGCCGAGAUCUAUAGGAAACACCCAGACUGGAUUCAAGCCAUCUGGAUUCGAAAGGUCACCGAUAUUCCCCAUUUAGAGGAGAAGAACUCCUCCGAGCGGUUUGAGGAGGCUUUUCAAGGCAUCCCAGGCAAUGUCUGGGAGGUAUUCGAACAACCCGAUGAAGUGGCAAGCCUUGUAGAUGAAUUGAAGAUCAACAACAUGACAUAG